Messenger RNA from Balaenoptera musculus (blue whale), 4233 nucleotides. RefSeq lists its product as uncharacterized. Bases 3137 to 3742 code for a protein of 201 amino acids. Lineage: Eukaryota; Metazoa; Chordata; Mammalia; Artiodactyla; Balaenopteridae. The transcript is spliced from 2 exons. The record is from RefSeq and is a predicted model, not a curated record.
UUAAGUCCAAAUGUGUGGUACAUUCAAUGGCAGAUUCCUCCUACUAUUCAAAUGACAUACUUAAAAAACAAAACAUAUAGUAAUUUCAACAUAAGCAUAGUCUUACUACAAAUGAUAAAACAAAUUCAUUGUUAAAGAACUGCAUGAUUCGUUCUCACACUAAAUAAAAGCAACCUGAAUUAUCUACAGCACUAUUUCUCUAAGUGAACCAGUCACCUAUGCCAUAGUAAAAAAAAAAAUCCAAAUUAUGAAAAGUGUAGCUUCUCCUCAUCCUUUCGGAAAAGUUAAAAAAUCUAAAAUAAUGAAUUUUCAAGUUAUUAACAAAACAAAAACAUGUAGACUACCAAAGAAUAUUGGCAUGCAGUGCUAUGUCUUUGGUCCCAUAUGUACAAGUCUUACUUCGUUAUGAUUUCCCAACUAAUUCAAAAGACUGCAAGUCAGUACCCAUUAAAGCUAUAAGACUUGGAAUUAAUAAAUCAGGACUUACUCAAAGUAUGCAAUUCUAUCCACAUCCCAUUGUUCUCAUCCUUCACAAAAUAUAACAAGAAUUUUGGUCUUAAAGUCAAAAGGGAAAAAGAAAUAAUUCAUAUUAAACAUUAACCAUGUGCCAUGUGUGAGACACUGAUAGUCUUUACAAACAUGGUCUCAUUUAACGGCCACAGCAAUUCUAUAAAAUCAUCAGUGCUAUCCCCAUUUUACAGAUGGAGAAAUGGAGCUAAGGGAUGUCAAGUGAUGCCUAAAAGAGUCAAGCCAGGGCUACAACCUAAGUGUUUUGACUAUUUGUCUAGGACCCAAUGCUUCUCAAAUAGAAUUCCAUCAAACUCUAGAGUUACUAAGAUGUCAACAAAUGUUCUGAGAAACAGGGGCUCUUGGAUUCAAAAGUUUGGGACAAGUUACUUUACAUAAGAAUUUCCAACAACCUUAAUAUGCACAUUGUGACUCCCCAAGGUGAUAAAAUGAGAAGUGUUUUGCUAAUUUAUUAAACCAUUAAGUUCUUCCUUUAAAGAAAGCCUAGUAACAUACCAUGGGAUGCUUGUGCUCAACUAAGCAGUUUGGAAAUGAUCAAGUCCAAUCUCCUCUUUCCAUGGUUUAAUAAAAUGAGGUACAGAGAGGUUCAAUUACUCAUGCAACGCCACACAAAAAGUUAAUUACAGGGCCAGGAGGCCUCAUGAUUCCCACCAGGAUGUUUUUUCCCCUGUCACCCUGUCUCACUUCAAUACUGUUCCCACAAAGUUCAACAUCAAUCAAAAGGAAAAAAAAAAGUAUUGCAUCUAUCAUUUAUUCUAAUUCUUCUGAAUGAUGGUAAAGAGAACCACUUACAGAAAUGAAAUGCUAAAAAGUCUACCUCCCAACUGCACUCGUAUUUCAUAGGCUUGGGAUACAUUUGGAAAUGUGGGAAAUGAUUCCACUGUAAUAAUGCUAAAUAAUACUUUUCAGCCAAGUAGUGCUAUAUUCAUGUUCUUCUUUGAAGGGAGAGAACUGCACCAUACUACUGCACAUAGAUACUGCCAGAGUAUAAAAUAUACAAUUUGUGACCAUCUUUAUAAAGAGCAAAUUAUUCAUUGUUCCCCAUUACCCCUUAAUCCUAAAGGGGCUUCCUUUCACUUUGUCCAACCCCUUCCAGCAAGCAGUAAACAGUCCUGGGCCAAGGAUGCCAUCUGGCGUUUAGUUCAGGAAGUGUUCAACCCAACAAUACCUUCCAACGACUAUCUCACCACCUGGCCCCUCCCCCAAACCACAUUCUCCUUUCUUCCAAUUUUUGCCCAUUUACCUCAGUAAAACCUUUUUUCUUCUUUUCUGUCAUUUGUUCCAACUGAGUGAAAAAAAUAUAUAUGUAUUUUAUUUGUGGCAUUCCAGUUAAAGAAAAUCGUGAGUCUGAAAUACACUUGCAGCUAAAGAAACAAACCACAGCGAGAGGCCAAUAUAGCCUCAAAAAUGCCUAAUAGAGGCCCGGCCCCAGUAGAUAAUGUUAAGAGUAUCUAUUAUUCAUCCUAUGUCUCCAAGGACUAUCAGCACUAAGAAGGACCUUUACGAUCACUGGUAGGUCAACUGCUUCAUUUUACAGCUAAAGAAACUGAACAUGUAAGAAAUGAAGCCAUCACCUGGCCAAUCAGCACACAGUGAGUUACAGCAGAGCGAGAACCAAGGCCUAGGACUCCCCAUGCCAAAGUCAGUGCUCAGUGGGUUACACCAUAUGCUCCAGGAUCCUCAAGACUGUUUUUUCUCAGCCAACAUUCAAAUAAUUUUAUUUGAGUUUUUUAGUGUUUUUAUACUUUCCUUAAUUAUAUUGAUAUUACCAAUCUCUUGAGCUCAGGGCCCAUAACUAAAAUUUCCUCAGUGCCACAUCUAACAGUGUCCAGCUUUUAUAAAUAUUUAUUGACUUUUUGGUCUAUCAUUUAUUACUGUAUUACUUUCACCAUUUUAUGAGUUAGACAGCUUUUAUCUACUUUAAAACCUAACUGCCAUUUUGUAACACUGUUUCUAUGGAAAGUUGUUUCUCAAACCCCCACUUUGUAACCUUUUGGAACAAUCCGUUCAGAAAUUUGGGGCUUCUUGUUAAAGGCUCCUUUCUACCUGAUCAGUCUUGACCAAAUUAGGAUGGAAAAGAAUAUGGAGUCAAUUCUGAAGAAAAUGGGAACUUUAGUAUCAACUGCAUUAUAACCACAAAACUAUGCAAAUUCAGUUUCCUCUCCCAUAAAAUACUCCUCGACCCUAAGCUCAGAUAGGAUACGUAUAAACAUUUUAUAAAUUACAGGUAUCAAUAAUGAUCACAAGUAUUAUUAACAAUAGAAUUUAUAUUCUAGACCUGGUGACUAAUCACUUUGCAUACACUAUGCCAUGUAAUUCUUACAGCCCUAUUUUACAGACGAGAAGAACUAAGGCUCAGCAAGUUAGGAAACUCGUCCAGGGUCCCAGAGCUAAGAGCUAAAGAAUCCAGGAUUCGAGCUGAGAUCUGAAAUUCUCUAGAGCUGGUGUUCCUAAUAGGUGGGCGAUAAGGCAAGGUCGACUUUACAGAAAAAAAGGUACUACUCCCCUCGGGGCUCUGAAAUCAGUGAGGCAUGAAAGCAACUCAACCAACCUCGCUAUUUCACAUCAUAGCUAACCUACACAGUGAAAUAUCGGGGUGCAAAGAAAAAUGAGAGUAAUGGAGACCUGGGUGUUUUCCCAUCUUAGUUGGCCAGGUCAGCGCCCCAAGUCGCUUCGCCCUCUGGGUUUGCUCAAUUUGCGGAGGAGAAGGAGCUACUUUGGAACCAGCGGGGCUCUUGAUCGUGGAUCGCAUUCAAGGUGCAAACUCGCGAGUAUAAAUUCACGUUGCUGGGAGAUCCUUCAUCAGAGUCCCCGCCCUGAAAAAGAACCACUGCACCCGGCAUCUCCGAAGUCCCUCCUGCCUCUCCAAUCGCAGGCGUCCCUCAGCAGGAGGAGUUUUGUUACGUCCACUGGGAGGGGGAGGGGGAGGGGAGGAGGAAGGCGGCUAACCGGUGGACUCUGCUCCUCGCGUUCGGAGUCAACGCGAACCCAGAAGAGUGACGCGGGCUGGGCUAACGGCUGCCGGCCGGGGCAGAUUGAAGAUGCUAUGCUUGGAGCUGUAGCAGUCAUUUUGAACUAUGAAGGUUACCUCAGCAAUGGAGAUCGAAUACAUCAGAGCAACAGGAUAGAAAUAAUGUGGCUCCCUCAUAUAGGAAAGCGCUGUAUCACUUACCUCCAGACAUUGGUGUUGACCAAAAUCCUGACCACUGCCUAGGUACAUGUAAGUACUAGUCUCUCUAUAUAAAGUUACAUGAUCACUAUAGAGUCAUCCUGGUAAGAUUUCUACUUUCAGAUUUUUGUGAGUAAAAGCUUGUUUCCAUCAAUUUUUUAAAAUCUUGUCUAUCUUGUUAACAUUAAUAACCAGAGGAUGUUGUUUGUAGCCAUGGAACAGAGAGAGGUUAACUAGUUUGAAUUGGAUCAGAUCUUGUAAUUGUGACUUAAUUACUAUAAAUUAAUUGACAUCAUUUACAUAAAGAUGUUUGUCUUCUCUUGCAAGAGCCAGAAUUUUAUGUUAGAAUUAUAUUUUUCAUGAAUUGGUGUAUUCAUUGUGCUUAUUAACAUUUCAUUUAUUAGCUAAUUUUUAUUACAGUAUUUUGAUUAUUAUUUUUAAAAUGGCUUCUCUUUUAAUUAAAACUAUUUCACUUAGUUUUUGCAAAGAUCAUAAGUGAACUUUUUUGCCCCUUUUUGUAAAAUUGCUACUCUUCU